This is a messenger RNA of Tribolium madens (black flour beetle), 1190 nucleotides long. RefSeq names its product elongation of very long chain fatty acids protein AAEL008004-like. Gene Ontology annotation, molecular function: fatty acid elongase activity. The transcript is spliced from 5 exons. Gene Ontology annotation, cellular component: endoplasmic reticulum membrane. Bases 291 to 1070 code for a protein of 259 amino acids. The record is from RefSeq and is a predicted model, not a curated record. Gene Ontology annotation, biological process: fatty acid elongation, saturated fatty acid; very long-chain fatty acid biosynthetic process; fatty acid elongation, polyunsaturated fatty acid. Lineage: Eukaryota; Metazoa; Arthropoda; Insecta; Coleoptera; Tenebrionidae.
CUCCACGAUCGAGGUUAAUGUUAGAAAGCAGCCUUGGAUUUGUCACCUAACGAAUUUAAUGUUUUGUUUACGUUUUUUAGUUCUUUGUGCCCCCAGAUUAGUUUUUUUGCAAAAUUUUUACAAUAUAUAUUUGACGCACAAUUGGCAUCAAUUAUUAAUAAGCCAAUCAUCAUUUUUAUUAGUCAGCGGUGGAAGGUUAGAUAAAUUAUGGUAAAUUCCAUAAGGUAGCUGACCAUGAUUGUUAGUUUUCACAACACAGUUUAGUAGAAGAAACAACAACCACAAACACGAUGUCUACGUCGGUGCGCAAAUUUUUGGAUGUGUUAACGGAUUCGCCCCAAAUUUCCGAUUUACGCAUGAAUCGAUUUUUGAUGAAUUCACCACUUCAAUUAAUCACAACUUUGGGACUUUAUCUACUUUCUGUUUUAUUAAUCGGCCCAAGGUUUAUGAAAAAUCGGAAACCUUUUUCACUCAAAACUACAAUAAUCGGUUAUAAUGUAAUACAAAUUUUCUGGAAUCUAUACUUGUUCUUAGGGUUUGCAGGAACUUUCAAUAAUUUAAGCGUUUUUUGCACCCCUUAUGAAAAAUCAAACCGUCAAGAAGUGUUGCACAGUAUAGACCUUCACUACGGAUACAUUCUUUUAAAAUACUUUGACUUAAUUGAAACCAUGUUUUUCGUUCUUCGGAAAAAAGAACGUCAAGUGUCAUUCUUGCAUGUUUAUCAUCAUGUUGGUAUCCUUCUAGCCGCCUGGGUUUCGGGGAAAUACUUCCCAGGAGGACAAGCCUCUUUUGUGGGCUUAUACAACACGUUUGUUCAUCUUAUAAUGUACUGUUAUUACUUGUUAAGUUCGUUCAAAUCAAGUCAAACACUGUGGUGGAAAAAAUACGUCACUGUAUUACAAAUUGUGCAACACUGUUUGGUGUUCUUGUGUGUUUUCCCUUCAGUGGUGAACCCUAAUUGCUCGUACCCCAAGUUUUGGAUGGGUCUCUUUUCAAUCAACGUGCUUUUCAUUAUCUAUCUCUUCGGGAAAUUCUAUAAAAACACGUAUUUGGAUAAAAAGACGCAAUAAUUUUCGUGAAUACCAAUGUAACGAAAAUUAAUUCUUUGAGGGGCAAUUUUUUGUUGUCAUUCGUGUAUUUAUAUUUUGUAUAUUGUACAAAUCUGGGUUGAAUAAAUUAUUAAGUUUUGA